Messenger RNA from Closterium sp. Naga37s-1, 1128 nucleotides. The record is from the annotation of a GenBank genome assembly. Lineage: Eukaryota; Viridiplantae; Streptophyta; Zygnematophyceae; Desmidiales; Closteriaceae.
AUGCGCAGCUUGGUUGCGGCUCUGGAGCAUUUUCAGCGAGUGAAGACUCUAACCAUCAAGCACUGCAGCGAUAUCACGUCGCUGCCCGUGUCUCUCCCUCGCCUGCCUGCACUCUCCGAACUCACCCUUGACAUGGAACUCUCAGUGCUGCCCGAAGAUCUCGGGCAGCUGUCAGUGCUUCGAACGCUCGUGCUUGACCUAAGGAGUCUCACAGCCUUACCUGAUUCCAUCGCCCUGGUUACCACUCUUCAAGAGCUUUCCCUCUAUAACCUUCAACACCUGACAUUUCUGCCCCAGGAGUUCGGGCAGCUGGUUUCUCUGGAGACGCUGUACAUGAAGCGCCUUCCGCUGCUCACACAUCUGCCCGAAUCCUUUGGACAGCUGGCUGCUCUUCGGGAGCUGAAACUGUUGGAGUGUGGGAAGCUGCAGCAGCUCCCAGACUCCCUAUCCCAGCUGUCUUCUCUCGAGCGCCUGGAGAUUAACAUUUGUCCGCGCCUCACGGUGUUGCCAGAUGACAUGGGAAAGGGUCUGCAGUCCUUGCACCAUCUGCUUCUACUGGACUGCACCGCUCUCUCCCACCUGCCUCCAUCCUUCUCCGGCCUGAUGUCUCUUGAAACCCUUAAAAUCCUGCACGUGAAACGCUUCAGGGGCUCGCUGCUAGACGGCUUUGGCAGCUUGAAAAGUCUCAAGGAGCUGUCGCUCGACUCUUUGCCACGCCUAUCCGCCCUCCCUGCUUCAUUCUCGGGCGUUUUUUCCCUCACGAGCCUGGAAGUGGGAAAUUGCCCUAAAGUGACUGUCCUGCCUGAGGGAAUCGGACGGCUGGAGAAGCUCGAGGAGGUCAGGAUAUUUGGGAUGGACGGGUUGAUUCGUCUCCCGCCGGCGCUUCUUGACCUGCCCCGUCUGCAGGCGUUGGACGUGCGGGGGUGUGAUGGGUUACGUGCGGUGCUAGGCGAUGAGAAGGUGCUUAGACGUACUGCCAGGGGCGUCGUGUCCAGCGUCGGCAGUCGGAGCAGCAGCCGCCCUUUGCUUCCUUCCAUUCAGAGCCUCAAGUUAAAGGAGCUUAACGUUGAUGAUUAUGAGAUGGGUGAUGGUGGAGGCUGGGGGGAGAGUGAUGAUGAUGACGACUGA